This is a messenger RNA of Biomphalaria glabrata, 1989 nucleotides long. RefSeq lists its product as uncharacterized. The record is from RefSeq and is a predicted model, not a curated record. Lineage: Eukaryota; Metazoa; Mollusca; Gastropoda; Planorbidae. Bases 105 to 1820 code for a protein of 571 amino acids. The transcript has 13 exons.
UUACUAGUCUCACAACUGAACAUCGAAUGGAGACUCCAUAUUGAGAUCUAGUUUGAGAUAGACCAGCAUAGGUUUUGAAAAAAACUACAUCUAGAUCUACACUUAUGACCACAAAAAUGAGCUAUAUAGCAUCAGUACUAGUAGUGGUUUGUAUUACAUCUGGAGUAUCUGCUACACCAGCUACUGAUAGCCUGUUGGAAAAGCUAAAAGAUAAGUCUUACCCUUGGUUUGGGGAAAACCAAACAGAGUGUACAGGAAAUAACACCAACCUCAAAGUGAAUUGUUUUAAUGUCAGGCGCGAACACUUGGAGUCCAUACUAGAACGAGCUGGUAUAUCUAGUGAAAUCACUCUGACCAAGGUAUUGAACGUAACCUUCAAAGCCGAGAAAGAGGGUGUUGAUGUAUGUGGCAAGACAACUCUGUUGGCAGAAGUCCCACCCUUUCAACUUGACCCAGAAGGACGUCCACUCAAACAAACAACAGAAGCUUAUCGCAAUCAGCCAGAGGUCGAUUGGGAUGCUGAUGCUGACAAAAUUUAUUCCUUGGUUCUCUUCGAUGUCGGAAUGCUGAAAGUCCGUGGAUGGUGGUAUAAUGUAGUAAAAGAAAGCAAUGGAGAUAUACAAGGCAAGAUCUACGGCAUGUAUCAGCCACCAGCUAAUCCUUCUGCCAACAAGAAUCCAAUCCUCAUCAUCCUGUUUGAGCAAAAGACAAGACUGAAAACCAUGGACGAAGAAAUGUAUCAAAUUUGCAUCAAAGUGAAUCCUACCAGAGAGGCAGCCGAUAACUGUCGAACUAAGUUCAAAGAGUGGACUAAUAAUCUAACCAUCGUCGGUUUACAAGUGUAUUAUACUGAGGGCUACACACUCUAUCAGCAGUACAGGGCCUGCAUCGAGAGCUACACUUGCAGCGAAGAAUGUAUUGAUAAAUUCAAACAAUAUGUCAACACUACCGAAGAUAAACAAGGGAACGUCAAAUUUCAGAAUUUCGAUAAAGUCAACUUAGAUCACUAUGUCAACGUCAACUUCUAUACUACCAGACAAUACACAGAAUCGGAACUUUACGACUUCACUGAGCACAAUUCAAUGAGUGAGGAAUGGUACGUGGACUGGAGAGCGAGGCCUGGGGACAAUAUGCAAGUUAAGUACAGCGACACACGCGUCAAUGCCUUCAAAGGAAUAAUUAAGGUUCAUUUCGAAAUUGGAGCCCCACUUCAAAUGUAUACUAAAGAGUUUGUCGAGAACCCUCAAUCCUAUUACACGCUCCUGAUUGUAGAUCAAGACGUACCAGGAAUAAUUAAGAACCCGUUGUGUUACUACUAUAAGACUAACAUUCAGUUUCCAAAUAUUGAAGGCUCGGUGAACGAAUCUCUAAGUUUUAUAGACUUUGCUCCAUUAAACAGCUCUCAUCAGUAUCACAUCCUGUUGUUUAGUAGAAACAAUACAAGUAAUGAAAAUCUCCUAUUUAAAUAUAACGAGGUCUGGCACAUAAACUCAACUAAGUUAGAUGCCUACACCUUGCGAGCCGUGUCAUGGCUGAGUGUAAGCAAUGACGACCAAAUCACUUGCCCUGAACUGGGGAGAGGUGGCUGCUUAUGGCCUCAGCCUUUAACUUCAGCCUAUUUGAAGAAAUCUAUAGUCGUGCAGGCAGUGACUAAUGUGACAUUCACUUCCUCGACUUCUUCUCCACCGACUUCCUGGAUACAGACUUCUGAAUCUUUGCCUACAGCUCCAGAGACUGUAAUACCGAAACCCACUGUUUUUAUUGCUCCGAAGACUCCAGGACGCGGAUGCCCUGCCAAUAGAGCAGAUCAUGAACUGUGAACAAAAAAAUUAGAUAAACUCCGAGUGAGCGUGUCCGUAUUCAGAUAGGCGUGUCUUAUUUGUCCACAAUAUAUGUCAAUACUAAUAUAUUCUGAGUUCAUCUAUGCCAGAACGCAAAAUGUCAUUUUAACCUUUAUAGGUGAGAAUAAAAAAAAAUUGACACCACCAA